AUGGAGCAGUUUUUCCGCGCUACCGGUGUUGAGGCGGACACCGAUAAAGUUGACCACGCUGCACUUUACCUCGACGACACUGCUAUGGUCUGGUGGCGUCGAAGGCAUGCUGAAAUGCAAGGAGCUCAAGAUCUCAAUGCUGCCAUAGCCAUUGCCGAGUCACUCGUAGAAUACCGAAAACCAGAAAAGAGCAAAGACCCAAGGCAUGGUAAGAGUAGAAGCGGAGACCGCCACCAUUAUAAGGAGGGACCCCGAGACCACAACAAGCACAAAGGCAAGGCCGUUCAAAAAGAUCAAAGGGACCAACAGGACAAAGGACAUUGGAGAGGACCACCAAAAUGCUUCUUGUGUGACGGGGAGCACUUUGUCAGGGAGUGCCCAAAGAGGAGUAGACUAGCAGCCCUUGUGGAGGACCGUCCAGACCCGCAACCACAACAAGAAGCCCGUGUAGGUUCACUACAGAUUUUGAGCGCCAUCAAAGCCAAGGUAGAUGUGCCAAAAUCUGAGAAGUUGGGGCGACUUUACACGACAGCUCAGAUCGGGGACCAAGAGGUGCGUGUCCUCGUGGACACGGGAGCAUCCCACAACUUCAUGGAACAAAAGAAAGAUGACCAAUUAGGCCUCCGAUAUGAGCAGGGACAAGGAUGGCUUAAAGCAGUCAACUCCGCACCCAAGGCAACGUACGACAUUGCACAGGGAGUGCGCGUGCGUUUGGGUGAAUGGUCAGGUAUACUUGAUUUUUCUGUUGUUCCCAUGGAUGAUCACUCCAUUGUGCUUGGCAUGGAGUUUAUGGAUCAGGUCAAGGCAGUGCCCGUUCCCUUCGCCAACACCAUGAUGAUUCUGGACGCGGGAAACCCAGCAUGGUGCCACUUUCACGCGAAGGAGCGCUCAUGGCCAAGACCCUUUCAGCCUUACAAUUCACGAAAGGACUCAAGAGAGCCGAGCCUACCUUCCUUACCACCCUCAAGGAGGAAUCAUAUUCGGAACCAACAGACUUGCCUGCGGACAUCCAAGACACUUUGA
Molecule: messenger RNA, 1023 nt
Organism: Mangifera indica (mango)
Lineage: Eukaryota; Viridiplantae; Streptophyta; Magnoliopsida; Sapindales; Anacardiaceae
Exons: 2
Coding region: 1-1023 (340 amino acids)
Source: RefSeq, a predicted model, not a curated record